This is a messenger RNA of Funneliformis mosseae, 1899 nucleotides long. The record is from the annotation of a GenBank genome assembly. NCBI's taxonomy places the organism in Eukaryota, Fungi, Glomeromycota, Glomeromycetes, Glomerales, Glomeraceae.
AUGCAGCACACAAAAACGGAAGUCCAAUCUUCAUUAGCAACCGGCAAGCGAACUACAAGUAAUCCACUUUCCGAUGUUCUUUCAUCAAAUUCACGGAAACGUUCAUCUCAAUCGCCGCCGGAUAGUCCAACAGAUUAUGACUCUCCGGGAAGUACUAACCUUUCACUUCCCGCUCCACCACUACUAAGACCAGUGGCUCCUAGAUCUCCAACAAGGGCAGGUAAUCGAACUUCAUGUGUAUCCCUUAUGUUUCUUUUAUCCUCUGACAACCUUUAUCAAUUUAGCAUGGUUAAUGAUCCUCAGUCAAACGAUUUAAUCAUUUGGUCUGAGGCCGGUAAUUCUUUCCUUGUGAAGAGACCUCAAGACUUUGCAAAAGAAGUUCUUCCACGAUUCUUCAAACAUAACAACUUUAGCAGUUUUGUGAGACAGUUGAAUAUGUAUGGGUUUCAUAAAAUUCCACAUCUUCAACAGGGUGUACUCCAAUCAGACGGACAGUCCGAACAGUGGGAAUUCAGCAAUACGAAUUUCAUUCGUAAUCAACCGGAUCUCUUAUAUUAUGUUACUCGUAAGAAAGGGAAAGAUACUGAAAAUAUUAAAGAGCCAAAUGAACUUGAUCUAAAUCAUAUAUUGAAUGAAAUUGCUUCCGUUAAGAAACAUCAACUGACUAUAAGUGCAGAUUUAAAGAAUAUUCAGAGGGAUAAUCAAAUUCUAUGGCAGGAGACUAUGUCAGCGCGUGAGAGGCAUCGGCGCCAACAAGAAACCAUUGAUAAAAUCUUACGGUUUCUUGCUUCAGUGUUUUCUGCUGAUAAAACGAGAGCCAUUAUACCAAAGAAACGAAGAUUAUUACUUGGUAAUGCUGAUACGGACUAUGGUAAUCAAGAUGUUGUAGGAUCAUCAGAGCAAAGAAAUACUUGGACCGCUGGUAAUGAUGGGCAAACAACCGCUUCUCCCAACUCUUCUCCUAAUGAAGCCGAUGCUUCAUGUUUGGUAUUAGAUAUUAAUAAUCCUGCGGCUUUAUCACUUUUAGCUUCUUUAGCGAUCAAUGAUCCAUCAUCUGCAAAUAUGUCACAGUUUGAUAUUUUAAAUUGUUUACCAUCAUUGUCUUCUGAUGGAAUUAAUACCGAUUUCUUAAAUUCAGCUACAACCCACUUUUCUAAUUUGCUCCAAUCUGACCAAAUUUUGAAUCAAAUAUCGCAAAGUGACCCUUCAUUGCUCCCACCACCAUCAACUUCCAUUCCUAAUAAUACUCUCGCUAAUACAUCAAUAGCAUCAGAUUCCAUCAAAAAUGCCCCUGUACCAAUUAAUGGAAGCAUUAGUGAACUCGAAACUCGUAUCAGUGCAGUUGAAUCAAACGUCGACUAUCUGACUUCCUUAACUUCUCAAUUAGGGUUUGAUCCUGAUGAACAUGAAGAGAUUACUUUAGAAGGAAGUGCUGCCACCGAGAAUGAUUUUUUGACAUAUUAUGGUGCGAAUUUUAAUCCUACGGAACAUGAUCAUCAAAUGUUAUUUAAUCUUAUGGGAAGCACCCAUGGUGUCGAUUCAUCCUCUUCCUCUCAUGCUUCAAAUCAAUAUUUAUUAUCUGAAAAUAAAGUUUCUUCUAAUAACGUUAAUACCAGCACACCUUCAACAACUGGAACAACCAAAGCAAGUGUUUCUACCGCACCCGCAGUAGAAUCAACUACCACGAUGACUCAGUACGUCCCGCCUAUUCUAUUCCCUCAACAAUAUCUUAAUCAAAGGACAUAUUUAGAUGAUCAAGUUGACGAGUUUGCUGAUCGAGCUUCAAAGAGAAUGAAAGUUACUGUGGAAGGAAAAGAUGAAGACAAUGAAUUAAUCAUUGAUGAUUUAUUAGCUAAUUUAGAUGAUGAUGAUAAUCCUUUAUUGAAUUAUCAUGAGUAA